AUGAAACAUACUCCAGGUGCCAAAUCUUACUCUUCGCUGAAUGGCAAUGAAUUUCUGCCCAUGGGAUCCGAGUCAUCGUAUACAUCUAACGACUCCCAUAACUUUGAAAGAGCUUCAAGGAACUACGAGGUUGGUGAAGCUAAUCAAUUUAUCUAUGGACCUCAAGUCCCUCUCCGAGUCCAACCUGUUGACCUUAAUCUGUCCAAGGUGAUGACUCAAGCACCACAUACGAACGCUGCUAGACCACUCCUGGAAAUUAAAAGCAAACAGGCUGAUCAAACAUAUGCAUAUGGUGGGCAUGGAUUCCCUCUGUCUGAAAACUCGAUAGCUAUGCAACCAACUCCCAGAUGGGAUGGGGCCAAAGUUUCACAUUCAGACUUAAAGAGAAGCCAAGUUGUACCGAAUGGCCAACGUAUGGACGACGAGGCAGAUGAAGAAGAAGUAGAAGAAGAUGAUGAUGAGAGUGAAGAGGAAGAAGAAGACGAAGACGAAGACGAAGAAGAUGAGAGUGAAGAGGACGAGAGCGACGAUUGUUCAUAUACUUCUGAAUCGUCCCAAUUGAGAACUGCAAAGCAACAUCCUUACUACGAGGAAUGGAAGCAAUACUAUGCCCAGUUAGCAAUGCAACAACAACAGCAACAACAACAACACCAAGGCAUAUCGCAAAGAAGCUCCUACCCCGAUAAUAUAGAGCACCCAGCACAGUGCAGAGGAAUUGCACGCGCGGGUUAUGCUCCCAACCUCUCCCAUAGUCACCAGAGCCAAAGAGGUACCCGGCAGUCUUCAGACAUGUCGAUAUCAACAAAUCAAAGCUCUUCUGUAGAGAGCAGAGAGAUAUCUCGCCGACCAUCUAUGAAAAAUGAUUUCAUCAGCUCGUUCAAUCUGAGACAGAGUUCUUAUAAAGCAAGUAAGCUCUUGCAAAAAACCAGGCAUUCGGCAGCAAAGUCUAAGAGAUAUCCUAGUCUUCCAUCUCUGAUAUCGGAGAGUGAAGUAUCCGGGUAUCCCAACCGUAGAGUAAGCUCGUUGGAUGUGAAUUUUAAGCCAGAUAUCAAAUCGGCCUCUGAAACGGGACCAACUUAUCGAUUUAAUUCGCCUGAUAAUAAUGAUAAGACUCUAGAGGGUUCAAGUAACAACAGUUCAUUUUUGCAAGAUUAUUACGGAGCAUCUAAUGAAUCCGUCGAAGUUGAUAAGGAGAGAGUCGGGUCUGUUUCGUAUAGAUUGUCUGAUCUUAAAUUAGAACAACUCCCAGAAGAGAGACAUAUUUCUGACUACAAUAGAUAUUUUUUUGAAGAACCUGAAUCUGAAAAAGAAGAUAAUACUAUCCUUCCUGAUAGGGGAUCUGAAACUAGUGGAGACAUCAAGGGAUCGCAAGAUUCAAACUCCAAAAGUUCAUCUAACGAUCUUAUUGAGAGAGAAUCUUCGAGUAAAUUUCAAGUAGACUCGGCUGAAUCAUUCGAAGACAAUUCUGGAAAUAGGAAAUCGACUGCGGUACCUAAUUUCUUUGAUUAUUCUCAAAAAAGAAAUGUUGAAGUUGCAGAAAGACGCCGAAAGAAAAUGACAAGAAGCUUUUACUCAACAAGUGCAUUGGACACCGCCAAUAGAGCAUCAAUGGCGGCUCCUCUAGGGGUAUGGAAUCAAGGACAGCCCCUGCCAAAUUCGCAGGCUUUUGGACAGGGUCCAAACUAUGGCGUGAGUGGCUAUUUUACCAAGAGAAAUAGACAAAGUAUUGCUACUGUUGACGAUAAAAGGAUGUCAUUGGGGUUCAAUCAAAUGAAUUCGUAUGAUUUGGGCUCAAAGCCACUUCCAGCACCAUUAUCUAUGCCAGCGAUGAUAAAUGACAGUCUAAGCAACCAAAAGGUUAUCAAUUUUCUAAAGCUUCGUCAAGCAAUUGCUGACGGGAAGAAAUCUUACGAAUAUAGGUUGAGAUGGGCUAAAAUGUUAAUGGAAGCUAUCAACUAUAGGCUCUAUUCAUACAUUGAUAUUAAGGGCCAAAGAAUACUCACUGAGAAAACUAAUAUGAACAAGGGAUUGUUCGUCAAAUCUGCUAUGAACCAUAUAUCUAAAUUGUUAAGAGAUUGUGAAUCUAAUAAAAUCGAAAACGAUCUUGCAGUAGAGAUAUAUUACGUCUAUGCAUGUUUGUUGAAACAUGACUAUGUCAACAAAUUUUAUCAGGAUUACAACAUUCAAAAGGAUGUUCCAUUAGCUGAGGAAUAUUUUAAGAAAUGUCUCGAUUUAAAUUCAAGCGAUUUCAAAAGCUUGUAUAAGCUUGGCGAACUUUACGAGUACGAAUACGAUUUUGAUGGACAAUUUGACACCGCUCUAGACUAUUACAAGACAUCAGCCAAAAUCGGCUACAAUAAAGCUAUCUAUAAGAUAGCUUUAUUAUAUUUAAAUGUGUCGAAGGUUCGAUCUCUCAAGUUCUUCAAAUAUCUCUCUCAACUCUCAAACAUCGAGCCAAAACAAGCACAUUUAGACCAGGAAGACCAAGAAGAACUUCAGGAAGUAGUGGGACUUGCUUCAUAUGAAUUGGGAAAAAUAUAUGAAGGUGUUUAUCCAGGUGAUUUAACGGGCGAUGAUCCUUUCGUUCAAAGAGCCCUAGAAAUGGCCCCUGUUAAUUAUGGUAGAAGCUUGACUUGCUAUAACAAGGCAGCGAAAAUGAACUGCUUGUUAGCUCAAGUGAAGUUGGGGACUAUAUAUGAAUAUGGUGAUUUAAACAGGCAGCGGAAUCCAAGCAAGUCAAUAGUUUGGUACUUGAAAGCCUCGUGUUCUCCUUUGCCCUUCAAAAGACAUCCUGAUGCAAUGCUAGGUUUGAGCAGAUGGUACUUAGUCGACACCAAUAAAGAAUCAAAAUACAUUCCAAAACCUGACCCGAAGAAAGCUGAAAUGUGGUGUGAAAGGGCCCUUAAAGAAUUUGACAUACCGGAAGCAUAUUUUCAAAUGGGUUAUUUGGCUGAAAUAGGAAUAGUGAAAAGCGAUCCAAAAGAAUGGUAUGACAAGGCUCAAGAACUCCACCAUCCAGGUGCUACAUCUAAAUUGGUGUGA
Priceomyces carsonii is the source of this 3042-nucleotide messenger RNA. RefSeq lists its product as uncharacterized. The transcript has a single exon. Gene Ontology annotation, molecular function: protein binding. NCBI's taxonomy places the organism in Eukaryota, Fungi, Ascomycota, Pichiomycetes, Serinales, Debaryomycetaceae. The record is from RefSeq and is a predicted model, not a curated record. Bases 1 to 3042 code for a protein of 1013 amino acids.